AAGGAAAGUAUAGUCGCGAUAACGCGCUUGGCGGAAGUAGUAUGCUGCGAGGCGGAGGCAUAAAUGAUUCAAGGAGCUUUACCAACUUCCUUUUCUCUGUGGCCGCCAUCGUGAGUGGAGCGUGUUCCCCGGCGAGCCGAAAACUAUCCUACGAAAAUGGCCUGUGCCCGACCCCUGAUCUCGGUGUACUCCGAGAAGGGAGAAUCUUCCGGCAAAAAUGUUGUCAUGCCAGCCGUGUUCAAGGCUCCAAUCCGCCCUGAUGUUGUGAACUUUGUUCACACCAACAUGCGCAAAAACAGCCGCCAGCCCUAUGCCGUCAGUGGACUGGCCGGUCACCAGACCAGCGCCGAGUCCUGGGGUACAGGAAGAGCUGUGGCCCGUAUCCCCCGUGUGAGAGGUGGUGGUACUCACCGAUCUGGACAGGGAGCUUUCGGAAAUAUGUGUCGUGGAGGUCGCAUGUUUGCCCCAACCAAGACUUGGCGCCGCUGGCACCGCAGGAUCAACACAACCCAGAAGCGCUAUGCCAUCUGCUCUGCCCUGGCUGCUACUGCUCUUCCUGCGCUUGUGAUGUCCAAAGGACAUCGCAUUGAGGAAAUCCCUGAGGUCCCACUGGUGGUGGAAGACAAAGUUGAGGGUUACAAGAAGACCAAGGAGGCUGUGCUCCUGCUGAAGAAGCUUAAAGCCUGGAAUGAUAUCAAGAAGGUCUACUCCUCUCAGCGCAUGCGUGCUGGUAAGGGUAAGAUGAGGAACCGGCGAAGGAUCCAACGCAAAGGGCCAUGCAUCAUCUACAACCAAGACGCUGGUCUCACCAAAGCCUUCAGAAAUAUCCCAGGCAUCACUCUGCAGAACGUGAACAAACUGAACCUCCUGAGACUCGCCCCUGGUGGUCACGUUGGACGCUUCUGCAUCUGGACUGAGAGCGCUUUCCGCAAGCUGGAUGAGCUGUAUGGCACCUGGCGUAAACCCGCCUCCCUUAAACUCGGCUACAACCUCCCAAUGCACAAGAUGACCAACACAGACCUAAGCAGGAUUCUGAAGAGUGAGGAGAUCCAGAAAGCACUUUGUGCACCAAACAAGAAGAUCAACCGCAGAGUUCUGAAGAAGAAUCCUCUGAAGAACUUGAGGAUAAUGCUCAAGCUGAACCCUUACGCCAAGACAGCAAGACGUAAUGCCAUCCUCAAGCACGACCCUUCGAUCAAGGCCAAGAUGCUGAAACCCAAGAAGAAGCCUGCAAGGAAGGGUGCACCUAAAAAAGUCAAGGCAUAAAUUUAUACUAAACAGGCUUGAGUAAAUAAAACAAGGAUUUCAAAUUUA
Messenger RNA from Platichthys flesus (European flounder), 1314 nucleotides. Its product is annotated as large ribosomal subunit protein uL4A. Bases 157 to 1266 code for a protein of 369 amino acids. The transcript is spliced from 10 exons. Lineage: Eukaryota; Metazoa; Chordata; Actinopteri; Pleuronectiformes; Pleuronectidae. Gene Ontology annotation, molecular function: RNA binding; structural constituent of ribosome. Gene Ontology annotation, cellular component: ribosome; cytosolic large ribosomal subunit. Gene Ontology annotation, biological process: translation. The record is from RefSeq and is a predicted model, not a curated record.